Dipodomys ordii (Ord's kangaroo rat) is the source of this 4300-nucleotide messenger RNA. It is a transcript of the gene Kcnt1, whose product is annotated as potassium channel, sodium activated subfamily T, member 1. Lineage: Eukaryota; Metazoa; Chordata; Mammalia; Rodentia; Heteromyidae. Gene Ontology annotation, biological process: potassium ion transport. The coding region runs from base 1 to 3531 and encodes 1176 amino acids. Gene Ontology annotation, cellular component: membrane. Gene Ontology annotation, molecular function: intracellular sodium-activated potassium channel activity. The record is from RefSeq and is a predicted model, not a curated record. The transcript has 28 exons.
AUGGGCACUGAAGGACCGGCCUGCCUCCUGCGGCCCUGCAUGCUGGGCUGCCUGCCCUGGCCCCGCCGCGGUACCCAGGGCCCCCGCGUCAGAGCGUGGGACUCCGCUGCCCUUGGACGCUGCCCCAAAUCCUACCUGGUCUCAGGACCUAGCCGCUCGGCCUGCCCCUCGCCUUCUGUGAUGUGUGGCUCUGUCCCCAGGCCUCAGGUCGAAGAUUUCAGCCUGGACUCCUCUCUGUCUCAGGUCCAGGUGGAGUUCUAUGUCAACGAGAACACCUUCAAGGAAAGGCUCAAGCUGUUCUUCAUCAAAAACCAAAGAUCCAGCCUGAGGAUCCGGCUCUUCAACUUCUCCCUGAAGCUCCUCACCUGCCUGCUCUACAUUGUCCGAGUCCUGCUGGACAACCCGGACCUGGGCAUCGGAUGCUGGGGCUGCACCAAGUACAACUACACCUACAAUGGCUCUUCUUCUGAGUUCAAUUGGGCCCCCAUCCUGUGGGUGGAGAGGAAGAUGACCCUCUGGGUGAUCCAGAAUGACUUCCACCGCGCCAUCCUGCGGACACAGUCAGCCAUGUUCAACCAGGUCCUUAUCCUCUUCUGCACCCUGCUGUGCCUCGUCUUCACGGGGACCUGUGGCAUCCAGCACCUGGAGCGCGCAGGCGGGAAUCUGAACCUGCUGACGUCCUUCUACUUUUGCAUCGUCACCUUCUCCACGGUGGGCUACGGUGACGUGACCCCCAAGAUAUGGCCGUCCCAGCUCCUGGUGGUCAUCAUGAUCUGCGUGGCCCUUGUGGUGCUUCCGCUGCAGUUUGAGGAGCUCGUGUACCUCUGGAUGGAGCGGCAGAAGUCCGGGGGCAACUACAGCCGCCACCGGGCGCAGACAGAGAAGCACGUGGUUCUGUGUGUGAGCUCCCUCAAGGUGGACCUCCUCAUGGACUUCCUGAACGAGUUCUAUGCCCAUCCCCGGCUCCAGGACUACUACGUGGUCAUCCUGUGCCCCACGGAGAUGGACAUCCAGGUGCGCAGGGUCCUCCAGAUCCCCCUGUGGUCUCAGCGGGUCAUCUACCUCCAGGGCUCUGCUCUCAAGGACCAGGACCUCAUGCGAGCCAAGAUGGACAAUGGAGAGGCCUGCUUUAUCCUGAGCAGUAGGAACGAGGUGGACCGCACCGCGGCGGACCACCAGACCAUCCUGCGAGCCUGGGCCGUGAAGGACUUCGCCCCCAACUGCCCUCUCUACGUUCAGAUCCUCAAGCCGGAGAACAAGUUUCACGUCAAGUUUGCUGACCACGUGGUGUGCGAGGAGGAGUGCAAGUACGCCAUGCUGGCCCUUAACUGCAUCUGCCCGGCCACGUCCACCCUCAUCACCUUGCUGGUGCACACGUCCCGUGGCCAGGAAGGCCAGGAGUCGCCGGAGCAGUGGCAGCGCAUGUACGGGCGCUGCUCAGGCAACGAGGUCUACCACAUCCGCAUGGGCGACAGCAAGUUCUUCCGGGAGUACGAGGGCAAGAGCUUCACCUAUGCAGCCUUCCACGCCCACAAGAAGUACGGCGUGUGCCUCAUUGGGCUGAAGCGAGAGGAAAACAAGAGCAUCCUGCUGAACCCUGGGCCCAGGCACACCCUGGCCACCUCCGACACCUGCUUCUACAUCAACAUCACCAAGGAAGAGAACUCCGCCUUCAUCUUCAAGCAGGAGGAGAAGCAGAAGAGGCGGGGUCUGGCGGGGCAGGCGCCCUAUGAGGGACCGUCCCGCCUGCCCGUGCACAGCAUUAUCGCCUCCAUGGGGACGGUGGCUAUGGACCUGCAGAACGCAGAGUGCCGGCCCUCACAGGGCGGCGGCGGCGGCAGCAAGCUCGCGCUGCCCACGGAGAACGGCUCAGGCAGCAGGCGCCCCAGCAUCGCUCCGGUCCUGGAGCUGGCAGACAGCUCGGCCUUGCUGCCCUGCGACCUGCUGAGCGACCAGUCGGAGGACGAGGUGACACCCUCGGAGGACGAGGGGCUCUCCGUGGUGGAGUACGUGAAGGGAUACCCCCCAAACUCGCCCUACAUCGGCAGCUCCCCCACUCUGUGCCACCUCCUGCCUGUCAAGGCUCCGUUUUGCUGCCUGCGGCUAGACAAGGGCUGCAAACACAACAGCUACGAAGACGCCAAGGCCUACGGGUUCAAGAACAAGCUCAUCAUCGUCUCCGCGGAGACAGCCGGCAACGGGCUGUACAACUUCAUCGUGCCGCUGCGGGCCUACUACCGCUCCCGCAAGGAGCUCAACCCCAUCGUGCUGCUGCUGGACAACAAGCCUGACCACCACUUCCUGGAGGCCAUCUGCUGCUUCCCCAUGGUCUACUACAUGGAGGGCUCUGUGGACAACCUGGACAGCCUGCUGCAGUGUGGCAUCAUCUACGCCGACAACCUGGUGGUGGUGGACAAGGAGAGCACCAUGAGCGCCGAGGAGGACUACAUGGCCGACGCCAAGACCAUCGUCAACGUGCAGACCAUGUUCCGGCUCUUCCCCAGCCUUAGCAUCACGACAGAGCUCACUCACCCUUCCAACAUGAGGUUCAUGCAGUUCCGCGCCAAGGAUAGCUACUCUCUGGCCCUUUCCAAACUGGAAAAGCGGGAGCGGGAGAACGGGUCCAACCUGGCGUUCAUGUUCCGCCUGCCCUUCGCCGCCGGCCGUGUGUUCAGCAUCAGCAUGCUGGACACGCUGCUCUACCAGUCCUUCGUGAAGGACUACAUGAUCACCAUCACCAGGCUGCUGCUGGGCCUCGACACCACCCCGGGCUCGGGCUACCUCUGCGCUAUGAAGAUCACUGAGGAUGACCUGUGGAUCCGCACCUAUGGCCGGCUCUUCCAGAAGCUCUGCUCCUCCAGCGCCGAGAUCCCCAUCGGCAUCUACAGGACCCAGUGCCACGUCUUCUCCGAGCCCCAUGAGCUCAGAGCCCAGUCCCAGAUCUCGGUGAACAUGGAGGACUGUGAGGACACGCAGGACACCAAGGGCCCCUGGGGCGUGCGGACCGGCGCGGGCGGUGGCAGCGUGCACGGCCGCCAGGCGGGCAGCGCCGACCCCGCCGAGCACCCGCUGCUGCGGCGCAAGAGCCUUCAGUGGGCACGGAAGCUGAGCCGCCGGGGCAGCAGGCAGGCCGGGCCCGCGCCGGCUGCCGAGUGGACCAACCAGCAGCGCCUCAGCCUCUACCGGCGCUCGGAGCGCCAGGAGCUCUCGGAGCUGGUGAAGAACCGCAUGAAGCACCUGGGGCUGCCCACCACGGGCUACGAGGACGUAGCAAAUCUAACAGCCUAUGAUGUCAUGAAUCGGGUAAACCUGGGAUAUUUGCAAGACGAGAUGAACGACCAGCAGAACACACUGUCCUAUGUCCUCAUCAACCCCCCACCCGACACCAGGCUGGAGCCCAAUGACAUUGUGUACCUCAUCCGCUCAGACCCGCUGGCCCACAUGGCCAGCAGCUCCCAGAGCCGGAAGAGCAGCUGCAGCCACAAGCUGUCAUCCUGCAACCCGGAGACCCGCGAUGAGACGCAGCUGUGAGCGGAGCAGCCAGGCCCCUGCGGGGAGGGCCCGGCGCAGGGCCGUGCUGCCCGCCAGGGCUGCACAAGCCUCCCAGGCCGGAGCGAGACGCGGAGGCCGGCACAGCGUGUUUUUAACCUCUUUUUAUAAAUGUGUAGGACCCAAGUUGCUACACAGAUGCACCGCAACUCGUGACCGGGGCCAGGCCAGGUGUCCACACAGAACUGUGGGCCUGGGCACCGCCACUGCAUGCCAGGCUGGGGCGGCAAGGGCUCGGGGGAGGGUCAGGCCUGCAGCCUGGCGGGGGGCCCCUCCGUGCACCCCGCGCCCGCCGGGGGCCAGCGGUGUCCUCACGGCCACCUGCCAGCGCUUCCUUCUGAUCACAGCUUCUGCAUGGCGGGGGCCACGCUGGGCUCUGUGGGGUGAGGCCCCCACCUGUCCAAGGGGCCGGCGAACGGUGCCGCACUUCCAGGCUACAGAAACUCGGAGGGGCGGGCGCAGGUCCGGGCCGCUGGCCGUAGAGCCCCAGGUGGAGGGGCCGGGCAGAUCCACGGGGUGCCAUGACCACGGGAGGCGGAAAGGCCGUUUUGCUACCACGCUGGCUUCUCCAGCCACAGCGUCGGGGCCGUGGGGCGGGCGGAGGGCUCCAUGGGCCGAUUCACUCUUUUCAAAGCAACGCCUCGUUUGUAACACCUGAUCCGAGAAGCACAAUCCGCGCGGGCGCCUCGGCGUCCCAGGGGCUCCAGACUCUUCCGGGUGAUUCUGGGCAGCCUGUGGUUUGUACUGUCAG